GCCAUGACAUAAAUUACUUCAGCAGCCGUUUGCUAUCUGAUGCAUACUUUUUUCACCUUUAUCACGCUGAUGACCUCUUUAACCUCCGUAGAUUUGGAUACAUCCCAGUACUCUGUUAAGGUCGACAUUUCUAGGGUAUCCAAGGAUGACCUUAAGCCAUAUAUCAAAUUACAGCGUGCCACCAAUUUUUUGGCGGGGGCGAUGAUUUUCUUGAAAUCCAAUGUUUUGCUACGAAACAAGUUGACGUUCGACGAUAUCAAACCGAGGCUUCUUGGUCACUGGGGCACUUGCCCAGCUAUCAAUUUGAUAUACGCACAUUGUACGAGAAUCAUCAAAAGUCAAAAUCAACGUAUGUUGUUAGUGACCGGCCCAGGUCAUGGUGCUCCGGCCAAUCUUGCCAACUUGUAUCUCGAAGGCUCGCUGUCCAAAUUCUAUCCCCAAUAUUCUUUGACCGAGAAGGGGUUGUUUAACUUGAUAAGAGGAUUUUCAUGGCCUGGCGGCUUUCCAAGCCAUACAAAUUCGGAACUCCCUGGUCAAAUUCACGAAGGUGGAGAGCUCGGAUACGCUCUAGCCGUCAGCUUUGGUGCGGCAUUGGACAACCCUAAUUUGGUUGUUACAUGCAUUGUAGGAGAUGGAGAAGCUGAAACCGGCCCAACUGCAACAGCAUGGCAUGCCAUUAAGUACCUCGACCCUGUUACUUCCGGUGCUGUUCUACCUAUCCUCAAUUUGAACGGAUUCAAAAUUUCUGAGCGCACAAUUUUCGGCUGCAUGAGCGAUGAUGAACUGGUGGCUCUGUUCACUGGAUACGGAUAUCAAUGCAGAAUUGUUGGUGUAAACCUCCAAGAUGUUCAACAGGACAUGGCGGCAUCAAUGGAAUGGGCAAUAGAGACCAUACAUACCAUUCAAGAAAAGGCUCGCUCAGGAAAUCCAAUUUAUAAACCUCGUUGGCCAAUGAUUGUUCUACGAACACCUAAAGGCUGGACUGGUCCUAAAGAAGCACAUGGAAAGCGAAUUGAAGGAACUUUUCACGCACAUCAAGUACCUCUUCCAAAGGCUAAUACAGACAAAGAAGAACUGGAGCUGUUGGAACAGUGGCUACAUAGCUACAAACUAGAUGAGCUAUUUUCAGAAAACAGUCUUCCGAAGAAGGAUGUGACCGAUGUAUUCCCUGAAGAUGAUUACAAACUUGGUAUGAUCGCAGACUCCUAUAAUGGAUACAAACCGCUUGAUCUUCCAGAUUGGAAGGAUUUCGGUGUUUCAGAUGCCAACGCGAGCCCAAUGAAGAUAUCUGGCAAAUUUUUAGCAAGUGUCAUUGAGCGUAAUCCACAGACAUUUAGAAUAUUUUGUCCGGACGAAUUGAUGUCCAACAAGCUCGACGCAGUGUUCGGUGUCACCGGCCGAGCUUUUGAGUGGGACAAGGAUGUUUUUUCCAAAAAUGGUCGAAUUAUCGAGAUUUUAUCCGAGCAUACAUGCCAAGGUCUUCUUCAAGGAUAUACACUCACCGGACGAACUGCACUGUUUCCGAGCUACGAAGCAUUUCUCGGUAUUGUGACUACAAUGGUCAUCCAGUAUGCUAAAUUUGUGAAAAUGGGAAAAGAAACAAAGUGGAGGUCCGACAUAGCGUCCCUGAAUUACAUUGAAACUAGUACUCUGUGGAGGCAAGAACACAACGGAUUCAGUCAUCAAGUUCCUGGAUUCAUUAACAGUUUGAUAAAUCUGAAGUCAGAUAUGAUUCGCAUAUAUUUACCACCGGAUGCUAACUGUAUGGUCUCCACGCUGAGACACUGUCUUCGAAGCAAGAACUACAUCAAUUUGAUGAUAAGCUCUAAGCAUGAGACAGCUGUCUGGUUGAAUCCUGAGGAAGCAGAAACUCAUUGUCGAGCUGGCGUUUCUAUCUGGAAAUCUUACAGCUCGGAUCAUGGAAGGCAUCCGCACGUUGUCUUGGUUGGAUGUGGUGUAGAAACAACGUUUGAAGUCUUGGCAGCAGCAGCUAUGUUACGCAAAGAUUGUCCGAACCUUAAAGUCCGUGUAGUCAAUGUUACAGACUUAAUGGUUCUUGGGUUUGACCAUCCUCAUGCUCUAUCCACAACGGAGUUUGCAUCUGUCUUUGGAGAUCAGCAGCCAAUCAUCUUCAACUUCCACGGUUAUAACAGCGUUAUCAAGGGCCUUACUUUUGAGAGGAACAACGUUCCGGAUCGAAUGUCUAUUCACGGAUAUAAGGAAGAAGGUACAACCACAACACCAUUCAGGAUGUUGACUGCGAAUGGUUGUUCCCGAUUCGAUAUUGCCAUCGACGCACUACAAAGAGUUGCGCCUAACGACGAUGUUGAUAUCGAUGUACAUACAUUGAUUACCAGUUACCGUCAUCAGAUUAGAGAACAUGAAAAAUACAUCUCGCAACAUGGUGAGGAUCCUGCUCAUUUUUCUGAGCGUCCUAACUUUUAAAUGCCCACCUCCAAUUACGCGGAGAUUAAAUAUUAGCCAAAAAUAAAGUCAUCUUUUUAUUUUCUCUGCUGA
Umbelopsis ramanniana AG is the source of this 2517-nucleotide messenger RNA. RefSeq lists its product as uncharacterized. Gene Ontology annotation, biological process: carbohydrate metabolic process. Bases 40 to 2445 code for a protein of 801 amino acids. The record is from RefSeq and is a predicted model, not a curated record. NCBI's taxonomy places the organism in Eukaryota, Fungi, Mucoromycota, Umbelopsidomycetes, Umbelopsidales, Umbelopsidaceae. Gene Ontology annotation, molecular function: aldehyde-lyase activity. The transcript has 9 exons.